AUGACUGGGGAGCCCGUCAUGAGCGCCUUCGCCGCUCGCCAGAAGCUCCUCGCGAGGUAUAAGACUAAUUCAGAAGGUGACACCAAAAGCGACCAGGCUGCAGCGCCACCCUCGGUCGGUCUAGGUCAAAGGAAACGCCGGCGCGUUGCAUCCAAGGAAAAGUCAGCUGCUACCAGCGUGUCUGAGUCUGAAGCUGAUCAGGCGGCGGUUAAGCAAACCCAAAAGAAAAGCUUACCGAGCCGCUCGAGAACCCCUCCGUUGCGAGACAUCGGACACACUGCCGCCACCACCGAGCCAUCCCGCGGGGCGGAUAUGGACUUAGAGGUCGAUGGAAAGAUCGAGACUCCCGGCGCCGAUACCACGUCACAUGGCCCAACCGCGGACCACUUGAUUGAUGCAUCCGCCCUCCGGCUUACCCUCCAGAACUGCUGCACUCAAAAGGAAAAUGGCAUUCUCGAGCUACGGAUCGAUUCACACGAGCGUCUCAAAGUGCCCAUUAUUGGCCAAUAUGGCAUUCGGAUCCUUCGCGGAGAGGCCCUCAUUGCCGGUGCUACAUUACGUCCAUCGUCCGAUGUGACCUGGGUCCAGGCUCCCCUUUGCUAUUCCGUACCUGUUCUUCGAUGUGUCGAGUCUUCAGUCGUAGAGCUGCACCCUCACCCCUCGUCGAGCGGCUUCAGAAAACUUGGUCGCUUAUCGCCUUUCUACCGGGCGAUAUGGAAUCGUACGCAGCCUAAUAGUGUGUCUGGAGGCUCUUCAUUCCGAAUUGUUUGUGGACCUGAGGAUCUCCCUAAGCGGUCGGUUCUACGGGGCCUCUACUCGCCCCCAGAGUGGAAUAAGAAACUAGCAGAGAUUUCUACAAAUGAUUCCAAGUCCAUGUCAUGCUUCAUCUGUGGUCCGAAAGGCGCCGGGAAAUCUACUUUUGCGCGCCUCCUGACAAACCGCCUUUUAACCUCACAGACCGGUUCUACAAGUGGCCGCACUCGAUCGUCUGCACGUAUGAAUGGGGUCAUCAUCUUGGAUGUUGACCCGGGCCAGUCCGAGUUCUGUCCGCCGGGAACGCUCUCGUUAGUUCUCGUUCAGAAACCCAACCUGGCGCCUCCUUUUGCCCACCCCUGGCCGGAUGACACUUCGGCGACGUUAAUUCGCUGCCAUGUCCUGGCUUCAGUAAAUCCGGGAUCAGAUACGGACCUGUUCAUGGAAAGCGCUCUAGAUCUUUACAACCAUUAUAAGCAGAGAUACAAUGGAUACCCCCUGGUCGUUAAUACCCCGGGAUGGAUCCUUGGCACGGGUCUUGAUUUACUGUCACUCCUCAUUAACAGCAUAAAGCCAGCAGAGGUUGUUUACAUGUCAGAAGAUGGCCCCACGGAAACCGUUGAGGGUCUUGAGUCGGCGUGUAGAUCCGCCUCCUUUACUACGCUGCCAUCGCAACAGUCCGACCCCAGCGCGCGAAGGUCGGCGGCUCACCUCCGGGCGAUGCAGACCAUGGCGUAUUUUCAUUCUGUAAAGAAGGACUCGCCCCACCAGCGCUUAUCUGUCGACACCUUGCCGCUAUCCGCCAAAGCGCCUUGGCGGGUCUCUUACGCCGGCAAGAACCGAGGCAUCGCGGGGAUUUUGUGCUAUGGUGCCCAACUGGAAUCUACCUUGUUAGCCCAAGCUAUCAACGGGAUGGUGCUUGCUGCCGUGGAGAUUGAGGAUGAGAGGGCCUUUAAAGGCCAAAAUUCCGUUUCCGAGCAGGAUAUUGCAAUGGACCUCGACGCGCCGGGGAGUGACAAGAUCUUGGGGCAUAUUAACACGUUGGUUCGCGCUACGCCGGAAGGCAUACCGUAUAUCCAUCAGGUGGAGGGCAGCACGCUAGACCCUCGCUAUUCUCACACACUCGGACUGGUCCUCAUCCGCGGCAUCGACACCAACAGCUCCGCGCUUCAGGUCCUGACACCCAUCCCACGCACGACAAUCGAGCAGGUCCGGCAGAACGGCAGGCACAUUGUGUUUGUCCAUGGGCAGCUUGAUGCGCCGACUUGGGCGUAUACGGAGGAUCUGUACGAUGGUACCAAUGAGGUGGAAGACGACGUGGCCGCCGAGGAGAGCGGAGAGGAUGGUGGGGUCGUCACGGGUGGAGUCGGCGGCAGACCCUGGGUGGAGGGAGUGGAUGGGACAAGGAGGCGGCAGGUCGGCGGGGGAACAUGGAGAGUCAGGCGAGAUCUAGGGCGGCAGCAGCCGAAGUAA
Messenger RNA from Parascedosporium putredinis, 2226 nucleotides. The record is from the annotation of a GenBank genome assembly. Lineage: Eukaryota; Fungi; Ascomycota; Sordariomycetes; Microascales; Microascaceae.